Messenger RNA from Styela clava, 3430 nucleotides. Its product is annotated as protein FAM91A1-like. Gene Ontology annotation, biological process: intracellular protein transport. The record is from RefSeq and is a predicted model, not a curated record. Gene Ontology annotation, cellular component: cytoplasmic vesicle; trans-Golgi network. Lineage: Eukaryota; Metazoa; Chordata; Ascidiacea; Stolidobranchia; Styelidae.
UAUCCGCAUACUAUUGAUAAUGCUGAGGAAAGUCACAACCGUAGCAACCCUAUUUCUACGUUCUGACGUUUGUUAGUGUUUCUUCCGAGUUUUUGUUUACAUUUUAUGUUUGUUAUAAAUGAAGGUUUAUGUUUCUGAAGUUUCGAAAUGAAUAAGGAUGUAGAAAAGCAUAUUAAGGAUGGAUAUGUUUGGUCAAAACUGCCUGAAAGGGUUAAAAUGGCAUGUGGAAAUUCAGAAGAAGAAUACAAUCGAUCGUUAUUAAAUUAUGCAAUUCGAAACCAAGUACGAUAUCGUGGUUCAACUGUUCGUCAUGUGAUUAAAAAUGAGAAAGCUUAUUAUGAACGACUACUCGAUUAUAGCAAGAAAAAUUUAAUGUUGUAUCCUUAUCACUUACAAGAAAGAAUGAUUGGACUUCGAAUGACUGCGUUUUCCUAUUAUAUAUCAAUGAUGGAAGAAAUAAUGAAAGAAGAAAGAAGUUAUGAUUCUCUUCCGAAUUUUACAGCUGCAGAUUGCCUUCGGCUACUUGGCAUUGGUAGAAACCAAUAUAUUGACCUUAUGAACAAUUCUCGUUCGAAUAAAAAGUUCUCGUUUCGAAGGAAGCCGCAAUACCGAGAAUUUUUACCAAAAACUCCAGUCUUGACUAAUAUAGAGCCAUGGUGGUUGGUGAAUGUGGGUUUCAUCACUGAAGACGAUAUCAAGUUUUGUACUCCGAGAAUGAAGACGUGCAUUGAUAAACUGAUAGAUGAUGGUCCAACUAUGGCUUGUGUAAUUGAUCGUGAGAUGUUGACAAAACUUUAUAUGAAAGGAUUAAUAUAUUUGGAUGUCCCUGUUCACGACGACACUAAAGUUAUUGUUCCACCAUUGGAAGGAUUUGUUAUGAAUCGUGUCUUGGGUGACUAUUUUGAAACGUUAUUAUACAAAAUAUUUGUUUCCAUCGAUGAAAAAACUACAUUAUCAGAACUAUCUACAGUGUUGGAUAUCAGUUUGGAUCUUGUCAAGAAUGCGGUCUCUGUUUUUUGCCGUCUCGGAUUCUCGAAAUUGAAAGAUGGUUUUGACGUAAAUAAUGAACCGACAGCCCAUAGGUCUUGGAAGGACAAUGUUAUGGUUAAGUCUAGAAAUGCAUCAACAAGUUCUGGUCAACUGCUUUUGGUCGGACCUAGUUUGCUCGAUUUCUUUGACUUCAAUGAAGAUUCUGAAAGCAAAUCGAAUUCUCAUUUUCGUGACGUUGAUGCAACAAAUGUUGAUGGCGAUGAAAUAUCAAUGGGAGGUGUAGGCAAAGUGGAAAGAGAUGACACAUUGAGUGUAACAAGUCAUUCAUCUUCAAGUUCUCUACCAACAUCGUGUUGCCCUGGGAAACGAAUCGCAUUUUUAUUUGAUUCAUCUCUGACAGCUUUUCUUAUGAUGGGAAAUCUCUCCCCAGGCCUCAAAAACCAUGCAGUCACAUUAUUUGAAGUUGGUAAAUUAACAGAUGAGGGUGUCGCACAUUUUGUUUCUGAAUUAUAUAAAGUACGAACUGUAGAGGAUGAUGAAGGAGAAGCAAGACGGUAUUUUGACCAUGCCGUUAAUCUAAGGUCGACGAUUGAAUUCUUACGUCACAAUGAAAAACUUACAGAAAUAUUUUGCAAAGAUGAUAAGCAGGAAAAUUCAACAGAAAAUUCGGAGAAAGAAAAUCUUGGAAUUGGUCUCGAUUUAAUACGAUGUGAAAGUUUGAGUGGGCUAGAUCAUAAAACGGUAGCAAGGUUGAUUAACAAGAACUAUCACAUUGUUGUCACUAUGGCUCCUCUGAAUGACGAAAUUAUAACAAACUUGAGUCACAAACUUACAGAUGCAACAACUACAGAUGAUAACAAAUCUGAAACUAAAGAUGAUGUCUCUUUGACAGCUCAUUGGUUUGGUCCACCUUGUGCCUCGGUCAACUCAGUUUGGUUUAAAUUGUAUCUUUAUCACAUGACUGGUUAUGGUCCACCGAGUUUACUUCUUGCCAGAGGAGCAAAAUGCUGCCACUUACCAAGUGUAUUUGAGGAUUAUGAUGAACUUUUGAUCACAUCAAUAGGUCAUGACCCCUGCAUUGUCGCGACGUCAAACGUCGUUCUUAUGCUUAGUGAAGCGUUAACACAUUCUCCAGUAUUAAUUCAGGGUCACAGUUUGAAAGAGAUGAGGACUGAAAGAAUAUACUUGCCAUUUCCUUUUACAAAUUCAGGGAAUAGCUCUGAAAAUACUCUCACAUCUGAAACGAGUAAAUUACCGGAUUCGGGCGACUCCCAAAAUACACCCACAAAGCCGUUAAAAUCCCAGUCUAGUACUGAUAGUGACUUUUCCGAAGAACAAAGAAAUUUAUUAUCUGACUCUGAUAUUGUUAGUAAGAUUGGCUCCAUACUGGACUUAAAAAAUACUUGUGGGUAUAUAGUGGUUUUAGUGUCUCGACCGCACAUUCCUAUUACGAUGGAAACUACCGUACAACAACUUGAAGCAGGAGAUACAAAAGAGUUAGUUUCAAAUAAAAGUGAAGAUGUCAAAUGGCAACUUUUGAAUGUUAAUUUUGGAAUACCAUUGUUUGAUAAAUCACUUAAUCGGGAAGUGUGUGACAGAUUCGUUUCUUGUGGAUUGUGUGAGAAGAGCAGAGCAACAUCCCUUCUAGAAACGAACAAUAAACUUUUGGAGGAUGUUCAAAAAUUUGUUUUUGAUUCUCAAAAUUCAACUUCUGAUGGAUUCAUGAAAUUCACAGCAACGGAUGAAAAUGUUCCUUACCCAAGGGAAAGUUUAUUUUUUAAUGACGGAACAUUAUCAUCCUGGGAUGGCCUUUGAAAUCAUGUUUUUUGUUCUAUGAUAUUAAAAUUUAUUAGAUAUAUUUGUAGAAAGAAUGCUGCCGAAACAGUAUUUUGCGGAUUUUGUGAUAAACAUGUCACCAGCUUUUUAAUGUGUUAAUUUUAUACAAAGCAUUUAAUUUUGCUAGAUUUAUAUUACGUUAUCAUCUAGCUCAUCUUUACCCUAAAUGAGAAAUAAUAUUUUCAUGCAUUUAUGAGAAGUGUACUGGCAUAUGCUGGUAAAUGUUUGGUGAUCAUGGUACGAUAUUAUCAUAAAAUACCUUGCAGGGUGGCUUUUCAUUCUACAUGCGAAUAGUUUUUAUUUAAAGAAUGUUGCAAGGGGUUACGAAAAUAGGAUGGUUUGAGAAGUAUUGUUAACAUUAUGGUAUACCAAAAAUGACAUUUCUACAAUUUUUUUCUGUGCCUUUACUUAAUGACCAAAUUCAAUACUUGAUUUAAAAAUAAAACUAAUUAAUGUACCUACUUUAUCAUCACUUAUUAAUUAAGCAGGCUUAUUUGCUCAAGAUUUAGUAAUAUGUAUGAAAGUGCAAUCUCUUUAUGUUAGCUCGACAUAAUAAAAAUUGGCCAAUGUGCCUUUUGAAUAAACUGCUUACAUUUAUAUAAAG